Molecule: messenger RNA, 2601 nt
Organism: Mycosarcoma maydis (corn smut)
Lineage: Eukaryota; Fungi; Basidiomycota; Ustilaginomycetes; Ustilaginales
Exons: 1
Coding region: 1-2601 (866 amino acids)
Biological process (GO): transmembrane transport
Cellular component (GO): membrane
Molecular function (GO): transmembrane transporter activity
Source: RefSeq, a predicted model, not a curated record
AUGUCAGGUUCUCGAUCCCCCACCGCUGCGAGGUCGCCAGCUUCUGGACAUGCUUCGCUACGACCAGUCUCUCCCACCGCAGCAAGACAACCACUGAGCCGAAGGAAGGACUCAAGAGCAUCGCGCGUAUCUUUCAGUCCAGAAGACUCGUUCAACGACACAGAUGGAGGCUCAGAAGUAGCCGCGCCGGCUCAGACCAUUCGAGAUGUAUCACAAGCCUUCCGAUCAGGGCGGCCAAGCUGCUACCAUAUGGCUGUUGUCACUCUGCUCGGAAGUCUGGCAAGCGGUAUGCCCCUGGCUUCCAUGUUCAAGGUGUACACAUACAUCAUGUGUGAGCUCUACGAUCCUACCAUCCGCGACGAGCCCAUCAGCCACAAAGGUUCUCGCCAGCUCAGCGCCAUCCGUACGCUUUUCUUUCCCACCGCAGCAGCCACUGUGGCGACCACAAAACUACCUCCAGCACCCGAGCUUCCCAAUCCGUCUCGCUGCUCACUACCUUGGGUGCAAAAGUCGACCUCAUCUUAUUCGGCUGGCAUGGUCACAGUAGGCGCGCUCCUGGGGCUCAUGACUCUCUCACGAGCCUCGACGCUUUCACGUCGAUUUGGACGCAAACCUUUGCUGUUGAUCGCACAUGCUAUCAUCGCCCUGGCGAUCCUAGUCUUUCGUUUCGCAGUAAUCCUCCCACCACUCGCCGGCGCCGCCGUACUAUACUGUGCUGUGGUUUUGUCGGAGGCUUCAGCAGGUGCGCCGCUCCGAAUUGCCAUACAGAACUAUGUCGUUGAUACGACAUCCGAAGCUCAGCGAGCUGGUGCCCUGAGCUUCAUCGAAGGGUUUGGUCAAAUCGGCGCCUUUCCCUCCAGUGCAUUGGGAGGUUUGCUAGCCAGCCUGACCAACGAGUUUUUUGCUCCCUUCUACGCCGACUGUGGCCUCAUGGUACUCGCUGUGGCAUACAUUCUCCUCAUUGUCCCCGAAAGCAAGCCCGGCGCGGAGCAAACAUUUGUUGACCAAUGGCUUCAGAACAACGAGGUCGAGUCCGCAUCCUCGCAGGGCGGUGAGAAUGGUAGGGGCGAGACUGAACAUGGAGAGGACAGUGGAGCACGCGACGAAUCGAAUGUGACUUGGUCCACUGUGCAUUCGGAUGGCGAUAUGUCCAAGUUCCGCUGGCGAUCGAGGCUUCGUAAGCUCAACUUUUUGCGACCACUUGCUAUAUUUUGGCCCCGACGAAGGCAUUACUCUCAUAUGACCGAACAGGACGUCAUCGAUGCACCUGUGCAAGAGGAUACAAGCACCGUUCAAGCAUCUGCCCACCCUAACGGCUCUGCUGGCACCGAUCAAAGUCAUACAGCUCAGCUAUCUACGGCAGUGCAAAGAUUGCAGAGCAGGAUGGAUUUUCGCCUGCUCAAUCUGGCUGCCGUUGUUGUGUUCGAAGAGACAUAUCAAGCAUUCAUGGUGCCGCUGCUGCUGCUCUACAACAGCGAGCGAUUCGGAUUUGAUGUGCUGCAGAACGGAUAUCUGAUCAGCGUCCUCCAAAGCACUCGUGCUCUCUUCCUCACCGCCAUCUUUCCCCCUGGUGUCGCCCUUGCUAGGCGGUACGUUGCCAAGGUUGGACUGGCAAGACGUCGCAAGCAACUUCGCAAGCUGAAAGAAGCCGCUCGACAGCAGCGUCGAAAUUUCAGAGCAACAUCCCGUAAUGACACCAGUCAUGCUGAGCCUGUCAACGGCAACGAGCGAGCGCCCCUCGUGCAUGAAUCCUCGAACGUCAAUUACGGCAGCGUAGCAGCAAGAGACUAUGGUCAUAGGGAACGUCCGAGUAGCGCUGGAGGAUCCGAAAUCGAGGCGCGACCAGCGAGGCGGCGGCCAUCCUACAGGUCGGCAGCCUCGCUUGGCUACUCUCAUCUAAAAUCCAACACGCGGAGCUCUAUGGCGUCAGGAUUUACCAUUGGCAGCAGCAACUGGGAGACGCAUUCGAUCUUUGCCAGCUCACCAUCCGAGCUCAUCAAGCGCAUUCAGCGAGGCAAGCUGGACAUUUCCAUCAUGGUAGCAUCCUAUGUGCUUGCGACCGCCUCGUUUCUCGUCAUGGCGACCUCUGCCAAGGCGCCGACCUCUUCUUCUCAUUCUACUGGUACAUUGUCGCACACCGCAGUCGAGGCUGAUAGGGAUGGCCAUGGCAGAUUGUGGUGGUCGAGCCCAUGGAUUCCAUUGGUCAUCUCGGUGGUGCUGCUGCAGAUCUCGUCAGGCUCCACCUCUGUGAGGACUGCUUUGGUAGUCAACGCUGUGUCCGAAGAUGAUCAGACCAAGGCAUUGGCAGCGCAUCAAAUUCUUGUCACAGUGGUCGCAGCAGUGGUUCCGCUACUUACGUCUUUCGUGUUUGGCGUAGCGCUCGAGAGGGGCCAUCCCGAGUUGGUGUGGUUGUUUAAAGCGUUGUUCGCUGCACUUGCGGCCAUUGGCGCUCUCGGGCUAUUCUGGAGCCAUCGUGGCUCUUACGAGAAGGCGCACGAUGACGAGGAUGACAAAGAUGGAGACACGGAUGACGUCGACGAUGACGACCAAAGCGACGAGGACGAAGGACAGCCGCAAGGAGAGAGAGGGAACUUUACCUGA